CCUUUCCUAUUCAUGGACACUGCAUCGGCCGCCGCUAAGUGCUCAUUUUGUCCAUAUUCGGCAAGGUAGCUGGCUAAUAACCAUAUGCCGACGGCAUCGCUCUACUAAUCAGCGAGCCGAUGCACAUUCAGCCUUCCCUCACCACUGCCAGAGGCCAACUUCCGAAUGACAGCUGCAUCGGCCGCCCCCAGCAUAUGUGCUGUCCCUUCAUCGUUCGAGAACAUCAACACACCAUGAUCCCGGUGACACAGAAGGGCGCCAACACCUGCAACUACUGCCGGGUGCGCAAACAGCGCUGUGAUCGUGCUUUGCCGAGCUGCUCAAGAUGUACCGUCAAGCUACGCCAGUGCGAUUACACCUGGGCCAAGGAUGUACCGCCCCUCCAGCCCGCUUUGUCAAGUGAUAGCAUCCCGAUGUCAAUCGGCCGACAUGGUAAUUGUGGCUUUGACCUGACCACGCGAGGUCAAGAGGAACUACUGCAUGCUGGCAUCGCAUGCACGAAACGCGAGCCUAGGUCCAAUGAAAACCUCUCGGAGCUUGUAUCUGACAUACUCGAUCUGUCGGAGCGCAAAGUUUCCGGCAUGAUGGAAGAGCAUGCCACUUCCAUCCAUCAAUGGUGUCCUCUGAUUGAUGAAGACCUGAUCCGAGAAGGGAGGAACGGUGCGUACGACGACUGCUCGUCAGAUCUGAUGCCGAGCCCGUUACAGUUACUGUGUGUGUUCAUACUGAGCAGGCGACCAUGCUCGCAUGCCGAGCAUGUCAACACCAAUAUCUUGUAUACGACAAUAAAACAGCUACUGGCAAUCGGUCAAGCCGCCGGGGACGUCUCAUUGGAUUUGUUCCGGGCAGGCAUGCUUACGGCGGUAUACGAGUGUGCUCACGGAUUGCCCAAGCAGGCUUUCGUUACGCUGAGCACUUGUGCCGCUUUGUUUGACCUGAUUAAACUCAGUCUGCGGAAGCCGGACCGCGAUCCCUGCAAUGAGGAAGUGGUAUCGUCGCUCAACGCAGCCAUCAUUAUGCUAGAUCGCAUGAUACCUUUGUCAAGUAUCCUUGAGUCACUUCCCUUAGUCUGUCCGUCGAGACAAACCCUCAGCAUAUACAUCGCAAGCAAGAUAGAGCCAGUCAUACCAGCUCCGUCACCCACGCCGUAUGCAAGCUCGCCACGCAAAGUCCACAUCAGAGCGAUUGUGGCGCUCGAAUCCGGUCGCGUCUCGGAGUAUUCCCACGCUGCCCAGCUCGGCGUGGGCGCCGCAGACACUUACGACAAGGUCGAUGCUGCAGUAGCCUUGGUUAUCAAGAAGCUGGUGGACAAGCCACAGCCGCACACCUGGCUCCACUGCGACGCGAUAGCCAUGGCAUUCUGCUCUCACUUACUCCUCCAGCAGACUCAGAUCGAACAACUUAAGGCCCAGGGCACAUCUACUUCUGGAUCAGUCGCUGCGAAGGCGCUCAUGGCGUUGCAGUACUCUCGGCGCAUGGCUUGGGACAUGGUACAUGUAAUGAUACAAAAGAUUAAGAAAGAGGAAGAUUUACCGUACCUGCCAUUUGCUGGAGUGUGCUGCGUCAUCCGCGCUGCUAUUGCCGUGCUUGAGACCAAGCAGUACACCAAUGAGGAUGCGCCCAAUGCUGAAGAGGUGCAUAACUUCUUGGUUGUUUUGAGCUGGUUUGCACGGAGAUGGAGCGUCGGCGGUGAGUUUGCGUCUUCAACUUUGCGUGAGCAGUGACCUGACUCAUCGUGGACAGUACAAUAUCUCCAGCGCGCGCAGGAGCUGUCGUUUGGCUACUUUGUGUGACUUCCCGCUCUGUGGCCGCAUCAGGACAAUGACCCGCAGACAUAUUGUGCAUAGCCCACCUGUAAAGCUGGCGAGUCACCGAACGACGAAUAGGCCGGUAGUUAAGGCAAUCACGCACGAAAAACGGAGGAGGAGCGGUAGAAAAAGGUAUUCGAUUGACCAUGCGGUAUCAAAUCUAUGAUACAAACAAUAAAAAUAUAAACUAGAAUAACGGACGCCGAGUAGAAUGCUAAGUCGCGUGAGGAGCAACGCGCCGGAUAGGUCGCGCCGUGCGAAAUCCCUAUGGUAUCUUGUAACUCAUUAUUCAUGUCAAUGUCACCUGGACACGACGGUAGGCUCGUGAUAGAGCGGCCCAAGGGCGGAUGGUCACCAUUCUGAACCAAAACAGACAC
Paraphaeosphaeria sporulosa is the source of this 2185-nucleotide messenger RNA. RefSeq lists its product as uncharacterized. The record is from RefSeq and is a predicted model, not a curated record. Gene Ontology annotation, biological process: regulation of DNA-templated transcription. Bases 120 to 1724 code for a protein of 534 amino acids. The transcript has 3 exons. Gene Ontology annotation, molecular function: DNA-binding transcription factor activity, RNA polymerase II-specific; zinc ion binding. NCBI's taxonomy places the organism in Eukaryota, Fungi, Ascomycota, Dothideomycetes, Pleosporales, Didymosphaeriaceae.